Cuscuta europaea is the source of this 2272-nucleotide messenger RNA. The record is from the annotation of a GenBank genome assembly. NCBI's taxonomy places the organism in Eukaryota, Viridiplantae, Streptophyta, Magnoliopsida, Solanales, Convolvulaceae.
CCCUGGUCUAAAAUGUAAAACAUAAAAUAUCAUUUUAUGCCAAGCCCAGGCCUAUUGCUCUGAUCUAAGCUCCAACUAUAUAGUGCUCUGAUCUUAACUGACUAGUUGCCAAGAAGGCAAGAAGAACUCGUGAGCACUCUUAUCUCAUUACGUUUUUCCCAGAAAAAGCCAAAGAAAUUUCAUCAAACAAUUCGUUUAGUUGUUUGCAUUUUACUUGUUAAAAAGUAUAUGCAAUUUCGUGGGCUGUUCUUCCACAUUCACAGUGGCAUUUAGGGUUUCCGUUCGCCCACAGUUAUCGUCCUAGUUGAUGCAUUGGUCAUGGACCAAAAGGUACGCUAUUUAUUGAUUUUGAUUGCGUAUUGUUGUUAUUUUUGUUAGUAGGAAUUUGGUAUAGUCGGAUCGGUAGAGUAGACAAUGCUGGAGUUGUAAGGUUCAAGAUUUCGAUCUUGAUCUGAGUGUGACUUGCGGGUUCGAGCUCAAAGCUUUAGCGCUUUAGCUGCGAUGGAGUUGGAUUGCGAGUGUUCUGCAUCUCAACCGGUGGAGGCGGGUGAAACAAUUGCGAAUACAAACUCUGACAAACCAGUUGUUGGUGUUGAUGAUGUAAAACUGAAAGAUUAUAAAAAUAAUCGUAAUGAGCAUAUUGACGAAUCAAUAGAAACUACGGGGAAGGCAGCUAAAAUCACUGAGGAGGCUGUCAAAUCAGCUUCUGCAUCGGCAAAGAAGGGUUAUGGAUUGAAGAAAUGGAGGAGGAUCAGGAGGGAGGAAGUAUGGAAUGAUGGAGAUAAUAACGCAGGUGGUAGUAAGUUGAUUAUGAAGCGUGGUCUGCCUGUUUCUCAUAACGACUCUGCAAAAUCUGUGCAUUUUCAAGGUGAAAUCUCACAAAAGAGUGAUGAUACUGUUUCAUUCCCUAAUGAAUUUGUUAGUAAUCUGGGCAUGAGUUGUAAUUCAGAGGCUUCCUAUGGCCAUGCUUUCUUGACUGGUGCGGAUUCGGAGAACAGUGAGGAGGAUAGUAGUAGUAAGUCUUCAACUGCAGCUAGUGCUCCACCAAAUAAGAACAACUUGGUUAAUAUUAAUCGAAGAAAUAUUGGCGUUUCAUCAGUUCAGAAGAAAGCAUCGCAGCCGAGAAUAGCUGUGAUAGAAUCUAGUAAAAAGCAUAGAGGCGAAAGGGUCAAAAUUGAGAAGGAAAACUCUUAUUCCAGCAUGGAGUCCGACUCAAGAAGCUCCAACUUUGUGUUUAUGCAGGGCACUCGUUGUCUGAAAAGUCAGAAUGGGACAAAAGCUAGUGAUGAAGGUAUGGACGGUGAAGGAAAAGCUAGUUACAAUGAGGGAAAUAGUGGAGAGCAUGAAGAUGUAUUGCAGGAAGGUCUAUCUGCUGAGUCAUCUUGGGAUGGAAAAGAGGGAAAAAAUGAGAACCAAGGUACAUCAACCAAUUAUGAUCCUGUAGUUGAAUCAAUCUUCAAGCUCCAAGCUGCAAAGGAAGCAUUAGAAAGGGAGGUUGAAAAGUUAAAAGAAAUAGCAAAAGAAGACAUUCUGGUCGACUUUUCAUGUCAAGAUGGCACUGAAGCUUCGAAUUUCACUUCUAUCGGUCUACAUCAAGGCCCAAGCACAGCCCAAUCAAUACAGUUCUCUACAGAUUUGGAAACAGAACUUGAGGGCCUCUAUAGACAGAAAAUAGAAGCCGAAGUUGAGGUCUUGUUGUCAAAAGCUGCAGCAGCUGAUCAAAUUACUCUCUUAGAGGAGCAAAAGGCUUUAGCUUCAGAGCAAGCAAAAAUUGCAAACAAACUGGGAAGUGCACAAGAAAAGGCUGUGAUGCUGAAAGAUGAAGCAGAAAAGGUGGAGACUUACUGUGAAAAUAUGGUCGCCACUGCUUAUGACACCUUAAGGCUACAGAAGCAUGUCUAUAAACAUGCUUUUUGCUUCUUUUCACAGUUGAUACUUCUGGUUAUCUUUGUCGGGCUGUUCCUCUUUCAGUUGUCAAUUCUUCAUGGUGAUGAUGAGGUUGUACCAACGUGAUUUCGAGGAUGCUAGUUACCUCUUCCUGAACUCUUGUAAUUCAACAUCCUAAAAGCAACCUUGAAACUUAUUCACUUCCUUUGAAACUUAUUCACUUCCUUUUUCAAAUCUAUAAUCUUGAAAGCAUGUGGAUGUACUUUUGUGUAAUAUACUAUAUUCAUUUCUCAGGGGAUAUUCUCGGGCUAUUUUGUUUUGAUGGUUUGAGGUUGAAUUUGAUUUAUGACAGUUGAUCAUUUUGGUGAUUUGUACAUGAUACCCC